UAAUGAAAGCAUGGAUAAACGAAUCCAUUGCUGUAUGCUUUAAAUUUCCCAAAAAUUAUUUACUAGUAACAUUAUAAGUAGCCUACCUCUCUUCUCGAAGCCGGGUGAUGCCAAGCAAGCUACCGACACCGCUGAACAAAGUAGACGACCUCGGUUAGUCGAUCAGCCUAUGGAGCGUAUACUAAAUCUUUCGCGGUCGUCAUUAUAGCCUUGUUUUCAUCGGGAGCUCAUAAUUUAGACUUUUCAUUGGAGUGCACUGAGUUCUGUUGGACGUCCAACAUGUUAACGGGAUCUAAAACCACGUUCAAAGUAAGGCAAAUGGUUCCAGAUAUGAAGGAGAGGAUGCUGAGUCAGAGUGGUCUUAAUACUCGGGGUCGAGAUAUGUUUGGUCUACGCUGCCUACCAGGAGAGUGUGUCCUCCAGCGGGCAGUGCUGGUGAGGAAGAAGCUAACGCCCAGGGAAGGGGGUGGCUGGUUGGCAGGCACGCUCUUUUGUACCCACUUUAGGGUGGCGUUUGUACCCCAGGAUGGUCCCAAACCUGACGACAACGCAGACCCAGUGCUUCUGGGAGAUCACGAUGUGGCUUUGGCCUCCAUAGAUAAAGUUGUAGCUGUGGGCCCAUCCAGAACCAAACUUGUGACUCCAAACUCCUCACUAAAGUUCACACCGGAAGAGCUGGUGUUGUAUUGUAGGGACCUUCGAGUCCUCUGCUUCCUGUUCGACCGCCUUACCCCCGACACACAGGCUAUAGAGAUAACCUACACCAUUGCCAAGACCUACCAGCCUACAAAGCCAGGGACAGUCCUCUCCUUCCAGAAUGCUGCCCUGGGGAGUGUUGAGAUGAAGCAGUUUCUAAGCAACCGCAGGCGCGACGCCUCCAUGAACUGGUUUGAGUGUUCGUCUGACUGGGAGCGGGAGCUGGAGAGAACUGGGGCCUGUGGCUGGAGGGUCAGCUCCGUCAACGACCGCUUUGAGAUGUCCACCAGUCUGCCAAGGUUUAACAUAGUGCCUCAGAAGGUUCUAGACACUGAGCUAAAGAAGACCUUUGCACACUUCAACGAGGGACGCAUACCUCGCUGGUGUUGGCGCCACCCUCGGGGAAGCGACCUGCUACGGAUGGCCAGCUUCCAGAACAACAUCUAUCACGAGAAGGAUGAUAUCAGGAACCUGGAGUUGAUCCUGUUCGGAGGACAGUCUCUGUGUGUGGUGGUGGAGCUGGGUGAAGAGAUGCCUUCACCUGCAGACAUCCAGCUGUCUCACACUCGCUUGCGUGCCCUGUGUCUGGGAGACAUCUCCACAUCUGUGUCUGUGCCUGAUGACAAAUGGCUGUCUACCCUGGAGAGCACUCAUUGGCUGGACUACACCAGGUGCUGUCUGAGGAAAGCAGCCGAGGUGGCCUGCCUGCUCCGAGGCGGUCACCUGACCGUGGUGCUGCAAGAGGCGGAGGACCGGGACAUGAACUGUGUGGUGUCCAGCCUGGUGCAGGUGAUGUGCGACCCCCACAGCAGGACCAGGGCAGGCUUCCAGGGCCUGGUGCAGAAGGAGUGGGUCAUGGCCGGACAUCGUUUUUACAGCCGCAUCAACUACAACCGGGACAGCGACAAGGAAGAGGCUCCAGUUUUCCUGCUAUUUUUGGACUGUGUGUGGCAGCUGUGGUCUCAGUACCCCUCCCGCUUCCAGCUGACCAGUGACUUCUUGCUGGCCCUCCACGACAGCGUCCACCUGCCCCUCUUUAGCAGCUUCCUGGCCAACUGCCAGAGGGAGAGGUGCAAACGCACCCAGAACCUAUCCCAGAGUUACACCCUCGUCAAUGGCUGGAGAGACGUGCUUCCCCAAGGCUCUUCCCAGGAGACCUCAGACCCCCCUCUGCCCCCCGUGUGGGACUGGGGCCUUCAGUACAGCAGCCAAAGGCGGGCACGCUUCACCCAGCCUGUGUCCCCACCCGCACCGCCCCCGCCCAUACUGAAUGGCAACCUUAACACCAACCCAGAUGCACACAGGCUCGGUGACACCAUCCCAGGCUCUGUGUUCCAGCUCUCCAGAGGCUCCUUCUCCUGUCCUGCCAACCUGCUUCCCUGGCGUAGUGGAGGCGGCUCAGGUGUUUACCGGAAGAGCCACCGAAGAGCCCCCUCCUCUGAGAACCUGCCUGGCCUGGAGAGGCUGCUGAAGGCUUGGGCCCUCACAGAGCUCCCCCACAGUCUCCCCAGCACCAUCACCACCGGGCCCCUGGACCCAUUUGAGCCCCUGCUGCCUCUGCUCCUCGGACCCUGUGUUGGGGUGUGGAGAGACUGCUACCUCCGAGGGGCACUUCAUGCACAGGCAUUCUCCCACCCUAUCUCCUCCAACACACAUCACCCUGUAGAGCAGCUGGCCUGGGAGGUACAGAACCUCCAAGACAAGCUAACAUUAGCCUCCACCGCCGGGGAGAACCAACCUCAUAAGAGACCAGAGCCCCGAAGGACAGAUACCAACCUCAACCAGAACACCAACAACGGCACAUUCCUUUUUCCAGCCUCAAGACCGCCGGGCCCAGCCACGACCAGACCAGUGCCCCCAACUUCCAACCACCAGACCAGGGGGCCUCCUCUCUCCACGGCCCCACAGUUGAGGCCUGGUCACAGGGAGAGCAGCCACAAGCACACCUUCCUCUUUGGUCAACCCUCAGACGCUCGCCCAGACCAACGCUACUUUCCUGCACCUAAUAAUGCCAAGUUUCCCAAGAGCAAUGGAUCUUCACUUGGUUCUUGAGCUCCCCUCAUCUGUUAGCACCUACAGUCCUAUCCCAGUCUCACGCAUUUCUAUUGGCUGUGAACUGUUAUUAGCUCGUUCACAGGAACACCCUGAAACUCACGACCCCCUUCCCUCGACACUGAAGAUGUGAUUUCUCUGCCUGUCACAGCAUAGUGAAGUGACUGUUAGGUGAAGAAGAACAGGGUGUCUGUUUUAGGCAGGGAGGAUGACAGCAGUUGUAAGGCAGUGUUUAGCUCAAAGCACAAGACAACAUUUUCCAGUUUUUGUUCCCUGUUGGCCACUGAAUAAUGUAGUUACUAUUUUCAUGAGAAAUGUUUUGAAAUGCAAGCUACAACCCAAAAUAAAGCCACAGAAAGUACAAACAGAAACCAUAAUAAUUUGUUUAAAAGCCAUGUGAAUUAGCUUUUGAUCAAAAAUCCAGAUUUUUGACCAGAUGGCUUAAUAAUGUUUUGUUUUAGCAUCAAAGGAUACAUUGACACAUAUGUCCAAUACCAGUUCAACCCAUAACAGUGUUACAAAAAAGCUGAUGGCCAAAUGCUAAGAAGAGACAUUGGUGUCACCCACAAACAUUUUUAACUUGGCAUUGUGUCCAGCAAAUCUGAUCUAGAAUUUGGGGCAUGAAAGCUAUUUUGGUACUGCUCUCAUAUCCUUCUACUUGCAUGUCUGCUAGAGGCCUAAAUUCAGUUCUAACUGUUACAAUGUAUUAGCCGGUGUGUGUGUGUGGCACUAUGUACACAAUGACUGAGUUGGUAUCCAUGACUGAUGAGGUGUGAUCACGACUUACAUUUCUAGAUGUUCUAUGUGGCAUCUUUAUUGAGUAUUAUGCAGAAAGUAUUAUUGACCUGUUUUGUUUAUAUGACUUUUGACAGUGUAAUAAUAAGGAAGAAAAAAUAUUUAAAAAUUGUUUGGACCAGGAUAUCUUUUUGUAAAUCAUGCUUGUAUGAUGGUUGAUACUUAUACUUACAGUAUUUUUCAUUUGGUACUGUUAGGAAACCGAUUAUCAGUAAGGGAAUAAUUAUUGUCUUAAACUUUAAGAAAAUAACAUGUAAUAUACUUUCAUCUUUUGUUCUGACCGCUAGUUUUAUAAUGCAAAUACCAUUUCGGUGUGUAAUAUUACAAACAGGAAUCGGUACGAAGUCUUUUAGUCCAGGGAAUAUUGUAUUUUGCAUUAUAUCAUUACUACGCAGCAAAUACAUUGGCAUCCCAUAAGGUUGUGAAAAUGCAUCUUCAUUUUAACACAGCUCAUACAUUUUUCUUAUGCAUGUACUUUUUUUGUACAUGAUAGCAGUGAUUUUGCCUUGUUCUUCCAUGGAAAAAACACAAGCUUGCAACACCUUUACAAGUAGUGAGCUACAAGAAUACUUAGUUUAUGAUUCCAAAACUUUAGGUAAAACCUUCCUAGUUCAAGCAUCCAAUUACCACUUGUAGUCCAACGGUCUACAUUAUUGCAAUACUUUAGAAUGUAUUAAAUGUUCAUUUGCCAGUUGUACAUAUUUUUUGUAUCUGCAUGCUUUUGUCUAUAAUAUCUUUAUGAAUAAAUUGUAUGAUUUA
Molecule: messenger RNA, 4302 nt
Organism: Osmerus eperlanus (European smelt)
Lineage: Eukaryota; Metazoa; Chordata; Actinopteri; Osmeriformes; Osmeridae
Gene: mtmr11
Product: myotubularin related protein 11
Exons: 17
Coding region: 280-2748 (822 amino acids)
Biological process (GO): phosphatidylinositol dephosphorylation
Cellular component (GO): cytoplasm; membrane
Molecular function (GO): phosphatidylinositol-3-phosphate phosphatase activity
Source: RefSeq, a predicted model, not a curated record